Messenger RNA from Lodderomyces jiufengensis, 813 nucleotides. Its product is annotated as mitochondrial 54S ribosomal protein MRPL50. NCBI's taxonomy places the organism in Eukaryota, Fungi, Ascomycota, Pichiomycetes, Serinales, Debaryomycetaceae. The record is from RefSeq and is a predicted model, not a curated record. Gene Ontology annotation, molecular function: structural constituent of ribosome. Gene Ontology annotation, cellular component: ribosome; mitochondrion. Gene Ontology annotation, biological process: translation. The transcript has a single exon. The coding region runs from base 1 to 813 and encodes 270 amino acids.
AUGAUUCCAACGAUAAGGUCGCCAAGAUGUGUUAAUUCACAAUUCAGACAAAGCAUAAGGACCAUAAAACUAAGAAGAACGGUAAAUAAGUUAGUUGAAGUCCAAUUAUUAAAGACUUUACCAGGUAUUGGAGUUGAAGGACAAAUCUUGCAUGUUAAACCAGGUUUCAUGAGAAAUUAUUUACAUAUAGACAACAAAGCAUGUUAUAUAACUCCAAAUAAUCCACCAAGAUUACCUAUAGUUGAUGUAGAAGAAUUACGUCAAGAAGAACAAAGAAAACGUAGAAUAGCACAACAACAACAAAUUCAAAAACAAAAAUUACUAGAUCAACAAGCUAAAUCACAAGACAAGGAAGUAGAAAGUACUGAAGAUAAGGAAACCGAUGGCGCUAUGUCACUUGAAGAAUUAUCUGAUUUAUUCAGUAGUAUGAAAUCAAACAAGAGAAAACCAGAUUCCAAACCAGAAUUGAAAGUUCAAUCAAAUGUAUUUGAAGAAUCCUCAGAAUCCAACCAACCAACUUCUUCUUCAUCAGCAAAAACCACAAACACUGAUCCAAUCCAUAGUCUUACAUCAAAAUUACCAAAAUUGUUAACAUUAAACGCAUCAAGUUUACCAAUUUCAAAACAAUCAAUAAUAAAGCAAAUUCAAGAGAUAACUGGUGAUUCAAGUCUUACUUUACAACAAGUAGAAUUAAGUUACAUUGACACUCCCGAAACAACUAUAAAUGAAAUAAGCGAAAGAGGAAGAUAUCAAGUUAAAUUAAACUCAACUUUGGAUGAUUCUUUUGUAACGCAAGUUUUGGAAGUUGAAUAA